CCGUAGUCUCCUCUUCCACCAAGAACUGUACCAACCACGGGUCGCCAUCGAUUGACAAGGGCCAGGCAAGUAGAGAGGAGGGAAGGCGAGAAGUGCUUCUUCUCCCUCUUGCCGCGGAGCUUGCCGGAGCCGCGGUGGCUGCGCUCGCCGGCGGGGAAGAGGAGUCGCGGACGUCGCGCCUCCAGUCUUUCUUCACCUCCGUGCUCUCUGGACUCCUCGGCCAGGCCGAGAGCGACGAGGAGGAAGAGAUGGCCACGCGCAACCACAACGCCGCCGCCGCUGCCGCUCCGCAGCUUCAUCAGAACAGAGGCGGUGUUCCCACUCUAGGAAAGCAGAAGGCCGUCGUGGCCGGCAGAGCUGACGCCCAGAACCGUCGAGCCCCCCUGGGCGACAUCGGCAACUACGUGAGCGUACGCGCAGCCGAAGGCAAGCCGCAGCCGCCGCACGAGCAGGUGAACCGCCCUGUCACCAGAAGCUUUGGUGCUCAACUGGUAAAGAACGCAAUCAAGCAGAAUGUCGCAAUUGCACCUGCAGCGGUGGCGGGGCCUGCGCCGAGGCUGGCCAGGAAGGCUCCUGCCAAGCCUCCUCCUCCGGAGCAUGUGAUUGAGAUUAGCUCCGACUCCGACGGCAGCAAGAUGAAGUCGGAGAGCAGCGCCUGCUCUGUCCGCAAAUGCUCGAGGAAGAAGGUCAUUAACACUCUUACUUCUGUGCUGUCAGCCCGCUCUAAGGCUGCAUGUGGGAUCACUCAUAAGGCUCCACAAGCGAUCGAAGAUAUCGACAAGUUAGAUGGUGACAACGAGCUCGCAGUUGUGGACUAUAUUGAAGACAUCUACACGUUCUACAAGGUUGCAGAGCAUGAGAGCCGGCCAUGUGACUACAUUGACUCCCAGGUGGAGAUCAAUUCAAAGAUGAGGGCUAUCCUGGCCGACUGGAUCAUUGAAGUGCACCACAAGUUUGAGCUGAUGCCGGAAACCCUCUACUUGACUAUGUACAUCGUCGACCAGUACCUCUCGCUACAGCCUGUCCUGCGAAGGGAGCUGCAGCUGGUCGGCGUUUCAGCCAUGUUAAUUGCUUGCAAGUACGAAGAGAUUUGGGCCCCCGAGGUGAACGAUUUCAUCUUGAUAUCAGACAGUGCGUAUAGUAGGGAGCAGAUCCUUUCAAUGGAGAAGGGAAUUUUGAAUAGGCUUGAGUGGAAUUUAACUGUUCCUACUUCAUACGUGUUCCUCGUCCGCUUUCUGAAGGCAGCAUCUUCGGAUAUAAAAAAUGACAAAGAGAUGGAGCAUAUGGUCUUCUUCUUCGCGGAGUUGUCACUGAUGCAAUACGGUCUGGUGACGCGCCUGCCUUCAAUGGUUGCUGCUUCUGCUGUCUAUGCAGCCAGGCUCACUCUGAAGAGGGCUCCCCUGUGGACUGACACGCUCAAACACCACACAGGCUUCAGUGAGUCACAGCUAAUGGACUGCGCCAAGAUGCUCGUGAGCUCACACUUGACUGCUCCUGAGAGCAAACUGAGGGUUGUAUACAAGAAGUAUUCCAGCGAGCCGUUCGGAGGGGUCGCGCUUCGUCCACCGGCAGUGGAGAUCUGCAAAUAAACGAAGAUAACUUUUGUCCUAGAAUUUGUUUGUGUGUGCUCUAGAAAGUGAGGAAGGCGAGUCUGACAACAGUCGCUAGAUUUUAUUAUUGCUUGUUUGGAGUCAAGAAAGUUUGAACACUUGAGACAGCCGUUUCUUUGCUACGCUGUUCUCUCAGGAGUCAGGAGUGUUUAUUCAUAAGUAUGUGAUGGAUAUACACCUUGGUGUACAUACCCGUCGUGAAGUUAUGAACGCUGAAUUGGUUCCUGUCAUCUGAAUUUUA
Molecule: messenger RNA, 1851 nt
Organism: Phragmites australis (common reed)
Lineage: Eukaryota; Viridiplantae; Streptophyta; Magnoliopsida; Poales; Poaceae
Product: cyclin-B1-1-like
Exons: 9
Coding region: 249-1589 (446 amino acids)
Biological process (GO): mitotic cell cycle phase transition; regulation of cyclin-dependent protein serine/threonine kinase activity
Cellular component (GO): nucleus; centrosome; cytoplasm
Molecular function (GO): cyclin-dependent protein serine/threonine kinase regulator activity
Source: RefSeq, a predicted model, not a curated record